Closterium sp. Naga37s-1 is the source of this 2907-nucleotide messenger RNA. NCBI's taxonomy places the organism in Eukaryota, Viridiplantae, Streptophyta, Zygnematophyceae, Desmidiales, Closteriaceae. The record is from the annotation of a GenBank genome assembly.
AUGAGUCGCUCAAAUCAUUGUUCAACAGGCUCUUUCAGACCCAUCUUUCCCACUGCUGCCUGCCGUCCGACCCACGUCAGCAGGGAGCACGAGAGGCCACGUGGGAUUGACUACAGCAAGUGGGAACACAUCGGAUCCAGCAGUGAUGAAGACGAAGAGGAGGAGGAGGAGGAGGAGGAGGAGGAGGAGGAGGAGGAGGAGGAGGAGGAGGAGUCACCGAAGGCGGACAGAGGCGCAAGAGGGAGCGCUGGUGGAAGGGAAACAGCCUCGAAUCCUGCCGGAACAUGUGCUUCUGGUGGCGGUGGCAGUGUCUCCAAGGGAAUCCAGGCCAUUCGAGAUGAGAUUUGGAAGAAGCGCAAGGAGAUGGUGAGAAGGUGGAAGUUUCUAGCAGAGGCAGUUGCUAGAGCAGGCAAGGCAGGAGGGUCCAACGGGCAGGGGGGAUUAGGGAGACAUGAGGCUCCUCAAGGAAUGAAAGUGCAGAAGGGGCAAGGUGAGGAGUCAGGUGGGAAGGUGCAGCUGGUUCCUCGGGCGGGCAUGGUGCACUAUCUGGACGUCAACGACGGCUGGGGAGGGGCUGAGUGCGAGAGCUGCUUGGAGCGUGCAGUGUGCUACCUGGCCCAGUGCAAGGUGUACUUCGCCAACGUCGCCCUCCUCCGAGCCGAAUUGCGCAAGGUGGAACUGCCCUCCGUUCCCUUGGCGCUGGGACUGCCAACAGGACUGCCGAGCGCAAUGGGAGUGUUUGGGGAGGAGGGGCAGAAGAAGGGGCAGGUUAAGGGCCAGGAGGGGCCUGACGUGCAGUGGUGCUGCAAGUGUGAGAUGGCGCCAUUGCUGUGUGCGGAAGCCAUGGUGACAGAGUGGAUGGCUGAGCCUCGUGUGGGUGUGCUCAUGGACCUGGGGAAGAUCAGAUCCCGCCUGCCUGCCAUCCUCGCUGCUACAGACGCUGCUACAGCUGUCCCUGCUACAGCUGUUGCUUCUUCCCCUGCUGCCCCCACUGCCUCUGCCUCUACUGCUUCUUCCCCUGCUGCCCCUGCUCCCCCUGCCGCUCUUGCUCCUGCUGCUGCUGCUGCUGCUGCUGCUGCUGCGUUUUCCUGCUGCUGGCGCUGCAGCAGCUGCUGGGCUGCCUACCGCCGUGCUGUCAGCUUCGCUGCCUUCCUCGUGCUUGUGGCGAGAUGGCCCCGUUUCGUGACUCUAUGGCAGGUGCGAAAAGAGUCGCAGCAGGUGGCCUACCCAGCGAUCCUGGCGGAGCUGGGGGCGGGCAGGCUGGCGGAGCAAGAUUGCUUUGCGUCCAUGCUGGUGCAGGUGCUGGGGGUGAAGGAGAGUGCUGACCUGCAGGAAGGGUUUGGCGUUCUCAUGCAGAAUCUGCUGACAGGCGGGCUGGAAAAGGCGCAUGCAGAGGAGAAGGGGAGAGGGGGAGCUGGUGGUGCAGCUUGGGGGGCCUAUUUGAGGAGGCUUAUUUGGGGUGCUGUUGGGGACAAGGGCGAGAAUGGUCUGAAAGGGCGUGUGUGGGAGAGGCUAGAGACGCGCAAGGGCGAGGACUGCUUCUGCAUCAAUGCCAGCAACCCACAGCAGACCCGCGUGGAGGCCGCUGCGAUUGAGGAGGCGAGGGAUAGAGUGAGACGUGCGGGGCUGGCAGGGGGGGUGAGUGAGAGAGCAGGAGGAGCAGGAGGGGCAGAAGGGGCAAAAGGAGCAGGGGGAGCAGGAGGGGCAGAAGAAACAAGAGGAGCAGGAGGAUUGGCGUCUGAUGCCACUGAGAUGCCUGUGAGCAGCACAGGGCUCGUGCCUGUCAACACCAACCCACCUGUUGCUGUUGUGACGUAUCAGGUUGGCUGUAUCUUGCAGUGGGCCCGAAUUUACGGCGCAAAUACUACCUUAGAGAAGAAUUGCUUCAAGGACAGCCCACAGGGCAAGGUCCUGCCCAUGCGUCAUCCACUUCGGGACCUACCGAGCCUGCUUCUCAGGUUCGGCGCCAUCCCUGAGCCUCUGGACGGCAGGAGCUUCUCCUUGGAGUGGGAGGAGUGGCCUCAGGGCGAGGAAGCUGCUCUGAAGCUUCUUGACGACCCCAGUGCAAGGUGCUUUGGCUUGGGGAUUCCGGAAACCGAUGGGAGGAGAGAGGAGAGUAUGGAAAGCCCCCCUGCCCAAUCAUCCAAGGCAGGAGGAAGGAGAGGACGAAGAAACAGAGGGCGUGGGGGAGGGCAGGGAGGCAUGAAGAACACGAGCGCUCUCACACGCACUCCCUCACCUCUCCCUACCACUAGCCACCGUCCCAUCGUUCGCUGUCUUGCAGACGUGGAGUGCAUUUUGGACUUCGCUGCGGCCAUGCUCACCCCACCCGACUGCUCCGAGUGCAAGAGGUGCAUCAAGCUCUACAUCUUCCACAUCCCCUUCGUCACCCUCAUUGCCAACUACGCCUACCGCCCCGCUAGUGUCCUGUUCUACCGCUUCCUCUCUGUCUUCCUGCCGCACUCCAAGGAGUUCAUCAACCUCGUCCGCAUGCUGGGCCUGGACCCCUUACCCAUGGGCGCCUCUCUGGAGGAAGAGAGGGAGAAUCUUGAGCGCGUGCGGGAACAGGCAGAGCGUGUGCCCGUGGCUCUGCUGCUCUGCAUUGCUCUGAGGUGGGCCCGCCCCGUUCUCGUCCCCGGCGGGUUUGAGAAGGACGGCACCCGGAGGCCAUUGGAGGCGCAAGGUUGGGUUGGAGGAGGGAGGUUUUGGAGCCCGGGCGGCUUUGGGUUUGGCGGGGGUGGUGUGGAGGAUUGCUGGGAUGAUGGCGAGGUGUGGGCGGAGGUGUGGUCGUGGUGCGGUGCGGCGAUGCUCGCUUGGCCGACUUAUGUGUCAGGGGGCAGUGAGACAUGCAGAGGCAGGCGGGAAGGGAAGGCGAGUGAGCCGUUUAGCCCCGAGGCGGUGGGGUGA